Meloidogyne enterolobii is the source of this 1152-nucleotide messenger RNA. Lineage: Eukaryota; Metazoa; Nematoda; Chromadorea; Rhabditida; Meloidogynidae. The record is from the annotation of a GenBank genome assembly.
AUGGUUUCGAAUAGUAGACAUACAGUUUUAAAUCUUUUUGUUGGAAUAUUUAUUGGUUUUGUGCUUUCUUUUGCGAUAUUUCCAAAUUUGGGGAAUUUUCCUGGAGUUCAACUUCCUGGUUAUCAAAGGCCUAUUGUUAUUGUUCAAGAAGGUCCUAAUCCACAACUUUCUGGAAGCCAGAAACAAGGCGAUAAUAAAAUAGAAGUAAAAGAACAUGCACAUCGACACGAUGCACAUAAUGAGGAUGAACUGGACGAUAGUGAUGCCCCAUCUGCUGCAAUGUUUUUUCAUGGGAAUGGAACACAUGUUCAUGACGGUGAAGAUACCCUUGCAGACGAGAUAUUCAAACAUGUUAAAAUUUAUUGUUGGAUAUUAACUGGCCAACAAUUUCAUGAAAAACGUGCAAUUCAUGUUAAAGCAACUUGGGCUAUAAGAUGCAAUAAAUUUAUCUUUAUGUCUUCUGUUGAUGAUAAGGAUUUGCCUGCUGUGAAUUUGAAUAUUUCUGAAGGAAGAUCACAUCUAUGGGGAAAAACGAAAGCAGCCUUCAAAUACGCCUAUGAUCACUACUUAAACGAUUACGACUGGUUCUUAAAGGCCGAUGACGAUACUUUUGUUAUUUUAGAAAAUUUGCGUUAUUUAUUAAUGCCACAUCCUCCAGAAGAGCCGGUCUAUUAUGGCUAUAAAUUUAAACCUUUUAUUAAACAGGGUUAUAUGAGUGGAGGUGCCGGUUAUGUUUUGAGUAGACAAGCACUGAAACUUUUUGUUGAGAAAGGACUUCCAAAUAAGACUGCUUGCAGAUCUGACGAAAAUGGGGCUGAAGAUGCAGAAAUGGGCAAAUGUCUGUCAGAAGUUGGCGUAAAAGCUGGGGAUUCCCGAGAUACAGAAGGCCAUCACCGUUUUUUACCUUUUGUGCCUGAACAUCAUUUGGCACCUGGACAUAUUGAUCCAGGCUUUUGGUUUUGGUCUUAUACUUAUUAUCCUAUAGAGCAAGGGCCAAAUUGUUGCAGUGAUUAUGCCAUUUCAUUUCACUACGUUCAUCCUGGUCUUAUGUAUGUUUAUAAAAUUAGUGUUAUUAUGAGGUUGUUUGUUCUUUUCGGACUUGGUAAGAUAUGGAUUUCGGUAUUCGUAUCGGAUAUCCUCUUGGCAUUUUAA